Messenger RNA from Rosa rugosa (rugosa rose), 1527 nucleotides. RefSeq names its product U-box domain-containing protein 27-like. Gene Ontology annotation, molecular function: ubiquitin protein ligase activity. The transcript has a single exon. NCBI's taxonomy places the organism in Eukaryota, Viridiplantae, Streptophyta, Magnoliopsida, Rosales, Rosaceae. Gene Ontology annotation, biological process: protein ubiquitination. The record is from RefSeq and is a predicted model, not a curated record. The coding region runs from base 99 to 1388 and encodes 429 amino acids.
CUCUUUUGUCUUCUCCAAUCUGAUUCUUCUUCUUCUUCUCUCUCUCUCUCUCUCUCUUUCUCUCUCUACAUUUCUUCGUAGUUCUCCGAAACCAAAAAAUGGGAAGGGACGACCUCUACAUCACGGUGCCGAGCUUUUUCCGGUGCCCGAUUUCACUUGACGUGAUGAAAUCCCCCGUCAGCCUCUGCACCGGGGUCACCUACGACCGCGCCAGCAUCCAGCGCUGGCUGGACGACGGCAACAGCACCUGCCCCGCCACCAUGCAAGUCCUCUCUUCUAAGGACUUCGUACCCAACCGCACCCUCCACCGCCUCAUACAGAUCUGGUCCGAAUCGGCGCGUCUCCGAAAGGCGCGAUUCGAGAGCGACAACAGCAGCAACUCGAAAGACCAGGUGGCGGAGCUGAUUCGGCAGAUGGUGGACCGCCACAGCUCCUCGUCUGUGGAUUCGCUGGCCAAGAUUGUGCGGUUCGCCAAGGAGUCGGAAGAGAACAGGAAGUUUCUCGCCAACUGCGACGGCUUUGUGCCGCUGCUCGUCGAGGCUCUCGCCGGCGGCGGCGGCAAUGCCGGCGACGGGAGCAACAACAUUCGCAUUCUCGAGCAAAUCGUCAGGAUCAUUCAUUUUCUGAUUGGAGAAAUCCAAGACUCUGACGAAUUGGUGAGGUUGAUGUUGAAGAAGAGCGGCGCUGGCGCCGGUGGUGGAGAUUGCUUGGCAUCUCUGCUGCUUGUUCUCCAACAGGGAAGCGCCGAGUCUCGAAUCGCCUCGGCUAUGGUUAUGGAGUCGGUCGCCGUGAGCGCCGAGUCCAAGCUCUUGAUCGCCGAGCGGGACGGAGUGUUGCCGGAAUUGUUGAAAUUAACGAGUCCGGAAAAAGACUCCACCCUAAUCGAAGCCGGACUGUCGUGCCUCAUCGCCGUUUCGGUGCCGAAACGCGUGAAGGUGAAACUAGUCCAACUCGGCGCCGUCAAGUCUCUGUCCAAACUGUUGUCGGACUCGAACUCCACGACGUCGACGAUCGAGAAGGUUCUGAAGCUGCUCGAAACGGUGUCGUCGGUGAAGGAAGGGCGGGCGAAGAUUUGCGAGGCGGAGGAGGAGGAAGGAGGCGACUGCUGCGUGUCGGCGAUCGUGCAGAGACUGCUGAAGGCGUCGAGCACGGCGACGGAGCACGCGGUGACGAUUCUGUGGAGCGUGUGCUACUUGUUCAAGGAGCGAUCGGCGCAGGAGGCGGUGACGAAGGCCAACGGGUUGACCAAGAUUCUGCUGUUGAUGCAGAGCAAUUGCUCGCCGUUCGUCCGGCAAAUGUCCGCCGAUUUGCUUAAGAUUUUCCGGGUGAAUUCCAAGUCCACCAUUUCGUGUUAUGAUACUAAGACCACUCAUAUUAUGCCCUUUUGAGACAAAAACCCAAAGGAGAGAGAGAUUGUAAAUGACACAAAAAUUUUUGUUAGCAAGUACAAAUUACCAAGGAGGCAAGGAGAAAUUGAAAUUCAUUACAUUUGAUUUUUAAUUUGGUUAUUUCUGGUUAUUGGAUUCA